AUGGAUCUCCGCGCUUCUUUUUCUCUCACUCUCUCUUAUAUCUCUAACAACUCUUCCUUUCCCCGCCAUCAGCUAUCUCUCCAUCCAAACUCUCUGCAACUAUCCCGAUCCCACUUUUCCCACCGCCGACACUUUAUCCGAAUCCCACCACCACCGUUUUCCCGCCAAAACAAUCUCCCACUCUUACAUACUAGGGUUUCCAAUCAACCUCAGAUCGACGGUUUCGUCCUCGAAGACGUUCCACACCUCACCAAUUUCCUUCCCGAUUUGCCGCAAUAUCCAAAUCCAUUGCAAAAGCGGCAAGCUUAUUCCGUUGUCAAGAAUACUUUUGUAAGUCCAGAAGAUGCAGUUGCACAAACUAUCGUUGUUCAGAAAGAUAGUCCUAGAGGAGUUCACUUUCGCCGUGCUGGACCUCGAGAAAAGGUUUACUUCAAGCCGGAAGAAGUGCGUGCUUGCAUAGUGACUUGUGGAGGAUUGUGCCCAGGAAUCAAUACGGUGAUUAGGGAAAUUGUAUGUGGCUUGAACAACAUGUAUGGAGUUGAAGAUGUACUUGGAAUUGAGGAAGGAUAUAAAGGGUUUUAUUCGAAAAAUACCAUGAAAUUGACACCUAAAGUGGUUAAUGAUAUCCAUAAACUCGGGGGAACAUUUCUUCGUACAUCUCGUGGAGGACAUGAUACCAACAAGAUAGUCGAUAACAUUGAGGACCGAGGAAUAAAUCAGGUAUACAUUAUUGGAGGUGAUGGUACCCAAAAAGGAGCUUCACUCAUUUAUGAGGAAGUUGAAAAACGUCGUCUUCAAGUGGCCGUGGCUGGGAUUCCCAAGACAAUUGAUAAUGAUAUUGCUGUAAUAGACAAAUCUUUUGGAUUUGAUACUGCUGUGGAAGAAGCCCAGAGAGCCAUUAACGCUGCACAUGUGGAGGUUAAUAGCGUUGAAAAUGGAAUUGGAAUAGUUAAGCUAAUGGGAAGAUACAGUGGUUUCAUUGCCAUGUAUGCAACUUUAGCAAGUCGAGAUGUGGAUUGCUGCUUGAUUCCAGAGUCUUCAUUCUAUUUGGAAGGAAGAGGCGGGCUUUUUGAGUUUAUCGAACAGAGGUUAAAAGAAAAUGGACAUUUAGUUAUUGUGGUAGCAGAAGGAGCUGGUCAGGAAUUUGUUGCUGCAGAAGUGCAUGCAGUAGGUGAAAAUGAUCCAUCAGGGAACAAGCUACUUCGUGAUGUUGGUCCGUGGUUAUCCAAUAAGAUCAAGGAUCAUUUCACAAAGUUUCCUAAAAUGGCGGUAAAUAUGAAAUAUAUAGAUCCUACAUACAUGAUUCGAGCUAUUCCAAGUAAUGCCUCGGACAACAUUUACUGCACUCUUCUUGCUCAUGGUGCUGUUCAUGGAGCUAUGGCAGGAUAUUCUGGCUUCACAGUCGGGCCUGUGAACAGUAGACAUGCUUAUCUCCCAAUCGCUCGUGUGACAGAGAGACCAAAUACAGUUGAGGUGAAAGGUAGGAUGUGGGCUAGACUUCUUGAGUCGACAAAUCAACCAAGUUUUGCUACCCCUGACCAACAAAGAGUUGACAAAGAGGUGAUCAAAGAUACAAAUAAGAUCAAUAUUACCUCUACCUAA
Vicia faba (fava bean) is the source of this 1602-nucleotide messenger RNA. The record is from the annotation of a GenBank genome assembly. NCBI's taxonomy places the organism in Eukaryota, Viridiplantae, Streptophyta, Magnoliopsida, Fabales, Fabaceae.